This is a messenger RNA of Ipomoea nil (Japanese morning glory), 2169 nucleotides long. RefSeq names its product bifunctional riboflavin biosynthesis protein RIBA 1, chloroplastic-like. The record is from RefSeq and is a predicted model, not a curated record. Gene Ontology annotation, molecular function: 3,4-dihydroxy-2-butanone-4-phosphate synthase activity; GTP cyclohydrolase II activity. Gene Ontology annotation, cellular component: chloroplast. The transcript has 7 exons. NCBI's taxonomy places the organism in Eukaryota, Viridiplantae, Streptophyta, Magnoliopsida, Solanales, Convolvulaceae. Bases 211 to 1863 code for a protein of 550 amino acids. Gene Ontology annotation, biological process: riboflavin biosynthetic process.
AUUUCAGUGCCCACAGUAGACAACAGCGAACCUCCACCUACCCGUAUGCCAGAGCUUUCUACCUGAAGAUCACCGCAACCACUCUUGAAACUUCGUGCCCUUCCCCAAAAACUGUGAUCCAAUUGAGAAUCCGAGUUUCUUUACUCCAUCCUGCGGGUAAAGGGUCACCAAAUCCAUCGUUUCUAUCUGUGCCUUUUCCCAGUCUUGAAAAUGGCUUCUAUCAACAUUUCCUGCCCUUCAACAGCUCUUUCUUGCUCCCAAGCAUCGAAAAACUUCAACUUGUUGAAUGGUGGAACUCCCCAUCCCACCAAGGGGUUCCCUUCGAGGUCUUUCAAUUGGCUGAAUCUUAAAGCGCCCUUCAGUAUUAAAAGGGAUAGUACGACUAGAUCGGUAUUGCUAUCUGGUCAGGGUGAUUCGCUGUCUCCUUCCAAUGGUGCAAUAGCCAAUGACCUGUCCUCGGGAAUCGAGACACAAGCUGAUGCUUUAGCUUUUGGAACACUCGUGGCGGAUAUCAUCCCCACACCAAGCGGGUUUCCUGCCGAGGUUGAUGAAUUCGAUUUGGACGAGCCCACAGAAGGUUUUGCAUCUAUUCCAGAUGCCAUUGAAGACAUUCGCCAAGGGAAGAUGGUACUGGUUGUGGAUGACGAGGACCGAGAAAACGAAGGAGAUCUAAUAAUGGCAGCAUCGAAAGUUACGCCAGAAGCAAUGGCCUUUAUUGUGAGGCACGGGACUGGAAUUGUCUGUGUGAGUAUGAUGGAGGAAGAUUUGGAAAGGUUACAGAUACCUUUGAUGGUGAAUCACAAGGAUAACGAGGAGAAACUUUGCACUGCAUUCACAGUUUCAGUGGAUGCGAAACACGGAACAACUACUGGAGUUUCAGCUCGUGAUAGAGCAACAACAAUAUUGGCUCUUGCGUCGCAAGAUUCUAAGCCCGAGGAUUUCAACCGACCUGGCCAUAUAUUUCCUUUGAAGUACCGGAAGGGUGGGGUUCUAAAAAGAGCCGGACAUACAGAAGCGUCUAUGGAUCUUGCUAUGCUAGCUGGGUUAGAACCGGUUGGAGUUCUAUGCGAGGUUGUGGAUGAUGAUGGUUCCAUGGCUAGGUUACCUAAGCUUCGACAAUUUGCACAGACAAAUGAUAUAAAGAUUAUAUCAAUUGCCGAUUUAAUCAGAUAUAGGAGGAAAAGGGACAAAUUAGUGGAACAUUCUUCGGCUGCAAGGAUACCGACGAUGUGGGGUCCAUUCACUGCCCACUGUUACAGAUCAGUCUUGGAUGGGAUCGAACACAUUGCAAUGGUUAAGGGCGAGAUUGGGGAUGGGCAAGAUAUUCUUGUUCGAGUGCACUCGGAGUGCCUUACGGGGGACAUAUUUGGUUCAGCAAGAUGUGAUUGCGGGAGCCAAUUGGCACUUGCAAUGCAACAAAUCGAGGCGGCUGGCAGGGGCGUUUUGGUCUACCUUCGUGGCCACGAAGGAAGAGGAAUCGGUUUGGGCCACAAACUCCGGGCCUACACUCUACAGGAUGCUGGGCGUGACACUGUUGAAGCAAACGAGGAACUCGGUUUACCAGUUGAUUCAAGAGAGUAUGGAAUCGGUGCACAGAUACUAAGGGAUCUUGGCGUUCGAACUAUGAAGCUGAUGACAAAUAACCCCGCAAAAUACGUUGGGCUCAAGGGCUACGGUUUGUCAGUCGCGGGAAGGGUACCCCUCUUAACUCCCAUCACAAAAGACAACAAAAGAUACCUGGAAACGAAGCGCGCCAAAAUGGGGCACAUAUAUGGCUUGAACUUCAAAGAGCUUAUACACAACCCAAGCGAAACCGACAGCAAAACCAACAUCAAGAAUGCGCCCAAUGUUCCAGAUUCAUAAGUUUCAGUCUAACAAUAAUUGUGAAAACUGAAAUGUUUUUGCAAGGAUGUUACUGACAUUCUUGGGAUUUUAACCUAGAUUGAUUUAUUCAUAUUGUUUUUGGAUCAGAGAUUCUUGUGAUUUUGAAUGUGGUAAUAUAUGGAAGUCUCAAGAUUUAGUUAGUUUAGUUGGGCAAUGCAAAUUGCUAAUAUGAAUAGGGAUUGUUAAAUGGAAAGCUGAUUUGGAUCUGUUUGUCUGUGUUAUUAGGUAAGAAGUGUUGGGCAUUCUUAUACAUUACAAUGAUUCAUUGGAACUAUGAUUUCUUGA